Molecule: messenger RNA, 3981 nt
Organism: Xyrauchen texanus (razorback sucker)
Lineage: Eukaryota; Metazoa; Chordata; Actinopteri; Cypriniformes; Catostomidae
Product: integrin beta-1-like
Exons: 17
Coding region: 261-2669 (802 amino acids)
Biological process (GO): integrin-mediated signaling pathway; cell-matrix adhesion; cell migration
Cellular component (GO): cell surface; integrin complex; focal adhesion
Molecular function (GO): collagen binding involved in cell-matrix adhesion; laminin binding; integrin binding
Source: RefSeq, a predicted model, not a curated record
UGGAGAGGCUCCUGUUUCUCUGCUGAUAUCACACUUUUCACUCCAGCGCUCAUCAAUCCUUUUUUCCAAUGCAUACACGUAGACGAUAAACGCGGCCCGUCGAGUUCGCGGAAUACUUGAUUUUAUUUCGGACGGACCCAGAAUGGAAUAUUUUCCAUGAUUUGUUUCGUCUGAAGGAUUUAUGCGAACCUGUUUUAGGGUUAAAGAGAAAAAGGAGACACGUUGACGAAAGUGAAGAGAACAAAUAUAAAAGCCAAAAGAUGGACCUGAAGCUGCUUUUCAUAUCAACAUUUUUAGGAUUCCUUUGUUGCAGCAGUGCCCAGCAAGAGGGCAAUGAGUGCAUCAAAGCCAAUGCUUUAUCAUGUGGUGAGUGCAUACAAGUCGGGGCUAAAUGUGGAUGGUGCACUGAUAAAGAGUUCCUAAAACAGGGAGAACCGACAUCCGCCCGCUGUGAUGAGCUGGAGUCCCUCAGGAAGAGAGGUUGUGAAGAAACCAAGAUCGAGAACCCUCGUGGAAGCCAUCGCAUCCUUAAGAACAAGGCAGUGACCAACCGAAAGAAAGGCGCAGAGAAGCUCCGACCCGAAGAUAUCACACAGAUCCAGCCACAGAAACUCAGCCUCAACCUUAGAGCUGGGGAACCUCAGAACAUUCAACUGAAAUUCAAGAGGGCUGAAGACUAUCCCAUAGACCUGUACUACCUUAUGGACCUGUCCUUCUCCAUGAAGGAUGACCUGGAGAACGUCAAAAACCUUGGGACUAGUUUGAUGUUCGAGAUGUCCAAGAUCACUUCAGAUUUCAGAAUUGGUUUUGGCUCUUUUGUGGAGAAAACUGUUAUGCCGUAUAUCAGCACCACACCAGCAAAGCUUCUGAACCCCUGCACAGGGGACCAAAACUGCACCAGCCCCUUCAGCUACAAAAAUGUGCUGAAACUCACCAGCAACGGGCAGCAGUUCAACACUCUGGUCGGCCAGCAGCAGAUAUCGGGAAACCUCGACUCACCUGAGGGGGGAUUUGAUGCCAUCAUGCAGGUGGCUGUCUGUGGGGACCACAUUGGCUGGAGAAAUGUCACCCGUUUGUUGGUGUUCUCCACUGACGCCGGUUUCCAUUUUGCUGGAGAUGGCAAACUUGGUGGAAUCGUGCUUCCCAAUGAUGGGAAAUGCCACCUGGAAAACAACACGUACACAAUGAGCCAUUAUUAUGAUUACCCCUCUAUCGCCCAUCUGGUUCAGAAACUGAGUGAAAACAACAUACAGACCAUUUUUGCAGUCACAGAGGAGUUUCAGCCUGUUUACAAAGAACUUAAAAACCUCAUUCCAAAGUCUGCAGUGGGCACACUGUCAGCAAACUCCAGCAAUGUUAUCAAUCUUAUUAUUGAUGCAUACAAUUCUCUAUCCUCAGAGGUCAUUCUUGAAAACAGUAAGCUUCCUGAGGGAGUGACUAUCACCUAUGAGUCACAUUGUAAGAACGGAAUAGUGAAUAAUGGAGAAAAUGGAAGGAAAUGCUCCAACAUAUCUAUCGGAGACGAGGUAUCCUUCAAAAUUAAUAUCACAGCUCAGAGCUGUCCCAAACAAGGCAAGUCUGAAACCAUCAAGAUCAAGCCACUGGGCUUUACAGAAGAAGUGGAGCUCACACUCAACUUCAUCUGUGAGUGUGAAUGCCACAAGCAUGGCAUCAAGAACAGUGACAAAUGCCAUAAUGGCAAUGGAACAUUUGAGUGUGGAGCCUGCAGGUGCAAUAAGGGACGUGUUGGCAGACAGUGCGAAUGUCGAAAAGACGAGGUGUCCACCGAAGACCUGGAUAAGAACUGCCGCAGGGACAACGGCACGGACAUCUGCAGCAAUAAUGGCGAGUGCGUGUGCGGGACCUGCGAGUGCAAGAAGAGGGACAAUCCCGAAGAACGCUACAGCGGCAAGUUCUGCGAUUGCGACAACUUUAACUGCGACCGCUCCAACAACAAACUCUGCGGAGGACACGGCCACUGUGAGUGUAGGGUGUGUAUCUGUGAUGCUAACUACACUGGAAGUGCAUGUGACUGCUCUCUGGACACCUCCACCUGCUUAGCCUCCAACAAACAGAUCUGUAAUGGCAGAGGGAUUUGUGAGUGUGGCACCUGCAGGUGUACGGAUCCCAAAUUCCAGGGACCCACCUGUGAGAUCUGCCCCACCUGCCCUGGAGUCUGUACUGAGCACAAGGAGUGCGUGCAGUGCCGGGCGUUUGGCACAGGAGAGAAGAAGGACACUUGUGAGAGGGACUGUAGCUACUUUAACCUCAUCAAAGUGAAGCACAGAGAUAAACUCCCUCAGCCUGUGCAGGCCUUCCCUCUCAUGCACUGUAAGGAGAGAGACACCAACGACUGCUGGUUCUAUUACACCUACGCCGUCAACAACAACACCGAGAAGGAAGUCCAUGUGGUGGAGUCUUUAGAGUGCCCAGCGGGUCCUGACAUCAUACCCAUCGUGGCGGGUGUGGUCGCAGGCAUCGUUCUGAUUGGUUUAGCAUUGCUACUGAUCUGGAAGCUGCUUAUGAUCAUUCACGACCGACGCGAAUUCGCCAAGUUUGAGAAAGAGAAGAUGAACGCCAAGUGGGAUACGACAGAAAAUCCAAUUUACAAGAGCCCUAUUAAUAAAUUCAAGAAUCCAAGCUAUGGCCGUAAAGCUGUGGCUCUCUAAGGAGAGAAUCCAAUCUACAAGAGUGCUGUCACAACUGUGAUCAACCCAAAAUAUGAAGGCAAAUAAUGGACAUCCAUAUCACACGCAGAAAUGUUUUGGAAGGGAUGGACGCGGCGUUAUAUGUUUCUUUUUAAAUGUUUAUUUUCCGAUUUCAUUCUUUUAGAAACAGUAUUGUAGCACUGUUUUAGGAAGCAGUAUUUUAUGAAGGACUGACUGCCUCUCAUCCCUUGCUAAACGUGUACAAUUUGUAUAGUCUUUUUAUUUACAUCUGUAUCUCUUCUUUUAAACAACUGUGUACAUUCUUUUCACACAGAACAGAUAUGUGUGCCUUUUCACAAGUGUUAAAGCAUUUCAAUUUAAUUUGCUGUGCAAAGGGAUCCACAAAUCCUCCAAAAUAUGCCAUAUCAUAUUCAAGAAAUCAUCAGAUGCCAUUUUUAAAAUCAUAUUUACUUUAUUUGCUGUUGUUCAGUUGCUGCCUUCAUCCAAGAAUGCUAUUAAUCAUGCAAGUUAACUAGGAAAGUUUGGCAUUUUUGGCUGAUAAUCUAUCCAUAUUUUUUCUUUACUUCUAUAGACACCCUUGUAUUUCAUGCCAAAAAUGUCUUUAAGAUGAUGCAAAACACAUGAGGUUACUUCUCACUUAUUUUUGAUCUUACAAAAUCAUAAUGGCUUAUGUCUUUUGGUCAAAAUGUUGAGCUGAAAAUGUUGUCUGUCCGUUAUAUAUGUUAUGAAAGGGUUAUGUGUUGAAUUAUUAUAUGGCUCAAUGUAUUCAGGUGAUGUCCUGAAGUAUGUAGUCAAUCGGUAUAGAAAGCCAAAUGCCCUGAAAUUGCUCAUUAGUUAUGAGCACAAUUAUGUAGAAGAACUACAAAUGAAGUUUCAAAGCUUGUAUACAUUUAACAUAUUUGAUCGUCUCUAUAUGUAGAAUUAAAAACAUGCAAAAUUUUAGUUGUAACAUUUCACAGAUGUCAGAGAAGCUAUUAGCUGGAGAGAAAAAAAGAAACAUUUGCAAUUGUUUAUAAAUUAAUUUAUCUGGUGAAAAUGAAGAAUAACAAGAACCCUGUUUUUAAUCUAUUUUAUUGGGCUGUAACAAAAUAUACAGGAAUGUUUGGGGGAAAAAAUAGCAAACAUUACAAAGAAAUGACAAAAAUGGAAAGCCUGCCAAAAUGUGCUAGUUAUUGGUUUGGUUUAAAGUGCCUUUUUCUGGUAUUUUCACUAUUACCAUUUAUGAAUUUAUUUAUUAAAACUAAAUAAAAAAGAUUGUGGUAAUGCCUUUUUUUUUCUUUUUCUUUUUUUUUUUUUUUUUUUUUUUAUCUAA